GGAGCCUUGUGUCCAGGACUGAGGCCAGCUUCCCUUCCUGGUUGGCUCUCUCUCUGCCUUGGGCUCCUGGGUGCUGCAGCUGCCAUGGGCAUACUUUGCCAAAGCCAGGGCCUGCUCUGCCUGCUGGCUCUCUCCACCUGGACCAUCUCUCCAGUCUCGGAGGGCCGCCAAGCGAUGGACUGCUGUGUGCGGACCAGCCCUAUCCCCAUCCCGGCCAAGAUUGUCCGCUCCUAUCGCGAUCAACAUGCCGAAGAAGGGUGCUUCCUCCGCGCCGUGGUCUUCACCACCUUCAGAAGGAAGCACCUCUGCGCCCCACCGGAUGCCUGGUGGGUGGACGACCUGAAAGCCAAGCUGGACCAAAGGAAGGCCCGCCAGAGAGCAGCCUGGACUUCCUACAGCCAUCGGCUAGCCUCGAUGAAGGACCACCAAUAAAGAGCUGGCUUCAUAAAAUGCCUGUCUUUCCCCAAAGUGGGUGCUUGACCUGGUCCGGCCAGGUGACUCCUCACUGCUUGACCACUGCAAAUGCUUCCUGUGCCUUCUUCUGCAUUGGCAAAUGCCCAACCGAGCUUGGCUGAGCCAGAUCCCCCCACCGUUGGAUCUGUAAAAUAAAAUUUUUCAGUAGACAAUGUCACAUUGUCAAAGAAAUGAUCCGCAAUGAACAGAUCACAGAUUUCUUGGAUUCCACUUUGGUUUGGUUUGGGGGUUUUCUACUACAACUGCAAGGCCCAGCAUUCAAACCAAGGACCAAAAAGCAAGAGUUUAAUAGAUGUGCUGUUACUCUUAUUGAACUUUUGGGAGUCAGGAAAUUCUAAUUCAGCAACUAUGAACCAUUCAGUCUCCAGCAGACUCCAACUGGCCUUCUUCUUCUUGUAACUGAGGAUGAAUAACAACAAUAAUAAAGCUUAUUAAUAACACCACAGAGCAGAACAUCAAACAUAUAUAAAGGCAAGAAAAAUUACACUAUAAAAUAUAUAGUUGAUAUCGAGCACAAAUUUGGAGGGCCCUGAAGACAGAGACCAGACAGACAAACCAAAGAGGAUCCAUUACCCUGGUGAGAAAGAAACACGCAAAAAUAAUUUUUCCCUGAUUUUUCCCAAAUAAAUCUCACCAAAGUUGAAGAAAAUGCCACCAAGUUGUUUAUUUCACUCCAGCUGGAGCAGAUGUCAAACUGCAAUCAUUUGCUAAAGCCGACAUGACAUGCAGGGCAAAAUAACAUGGUUUUAUAGAGAAUACAAAGCUGUCAAAUUCAAAUUUCCCGCUCCCAUCCCCCCCCCUUUGCCGGCUUCCUGCAGAUUGGAUGGAGUCAUCAACUGGCUGUGAGGUGCAACCGGCUUAGCCAUGCCUUAGCCAAUCAGGAAGCCAGCGCCGCUUCGGCCUCUUGGCCAAUGGGAAAGGAGGCGGCGGUCCAGGCGGGAAACAAUGAAC
Anolis sagrei ordinatus is the source of this 1425-nucleotide messenger RNA. RefSeq names its product C-C motif chemokine 19-like. Gene Ontology annotation, biological process: immune response. Gene Ontology annotation, cellular component: extracellular region. The record is from RefSeq and is a predicted model, not a curated record. Gene Ontology annotation, molecular function: chemokine activity. NCBI's taxonomy places the organism in Eukaryota, Metazoa, Chordata, Lepidosauria, Squamata, Anolidae.